CUGGGGGCGGGGAGGCGUGCGGGGAGCCGGAGGAAGGCGCGGGAGGCGUGCGGGAGAGCGGAGCCGCGCGGGCUGGCGCGCCGGGGAGGGAUCCUGGGAGGAUAUGGGAAGCAAUGGCCAUUGACUGUGGGGUGAGGGAACAGGCAAGAGGGUCGGAGUGGGGAAGUGAGGGAGACCCAGGAUUGAGAAGAGAGGCGGGGGUGCCCCUGGAGGCUGGUGGGAUUUGCCCCUGGGUGUGUUGGUUUGCAGUGUGGGGUGCAGAUCUGUGGAGCAUAGGCCUGGGGUUUAGGGGUGAGGGUGGAAUGCGGAGUAGCUGCUGGGCAAACAGUAUGUGCCAGGGUCCUGGGGAGAGGCGGGACUGUGAAGCGUCCCUGCUUCCCACCCCUCAGGAAAAAGUAGGAGUAAGUCUGAAACCCAGGAAGGGUACCUUCUCCCCGCAGAGGUGCGGGGUCUAGGCUGUGGUUUGGAUGUCAGAGUACUCAGGCGCCUGCCAUCCAUAUUUCUUCAGGUUUAUUUGUCUGUCUGUCUUUCUCAGGUUGGUAUCUCUCUCUCUCUGCUUUUCCUCCUCUUCCUCUCCCCUUUUCUCCUCUUCUCUCCUCUCCUCUUCCUCCUCUGCCCUCCUGUGGGUCUUAGGUUCUAUCCCUCCUCACACUUGGAAAUUCAGCCCCCCAUGAAAUCCAAGCUGGACUGCCAAGGCAGUGAAACUGUUAGCUCAACACUGAAGAUGAUAGAUCAGUCAUCUGGGGAUUUUUCUCAGCAUCUCUAAGAAUCUCAUACAGGGUUCUUAAUGUGCAUUUUGGCUUCCUUUUUGCUCACACUUAACCUUCUCUGCUUCUUCAGGAAGAGUCUCAGGCUUACUUGGAUUCUCAGGCCCUGCUUGGGAGAACGCAUACAACCUGACUACCAGAGAUAGCAGUAGUUCAGUUUCAUUUUUAAGAACUUCCUUUCAAGAACGAGGAUAAGAGAGCAUACAAAAUACAGUGUUUUUGUUAAUUUUCAGCAGGACAGAUUGAUUCACUUUGGAGCUGUAAGUACUGAUGUAUUAGGGUGCAGCGCUCAUUGUUCAUUGACGCACAGAGUCCCAAAAUGAAUGUCCAAGAGCAGGGUUUCCCCUUGGACCUUGGAGCAAGUUUCACUGAAGAUGCCCCCCGGCCCCCGGUGCCUGGUGAGGAGGGAGAAUUGGCAUCCACAGACCCACGGCCUGUCAGCCACAGUUUCUGCUCUGGGAAGGGUGCUGGCAUUAAAGGUGAGACAUCAACCGCGACUCCAAGGCGCGCGGAUCUGGACCUGGGUUAUGAGCCCGAGGGCAGCGCUUCACCCACCCCACCGUACUUGAAGUGGGCCGAGUCCUUGCACUCCCUACUGGAUGACCAAGAUGGGAUAAGCCUGUUCAGGACUUUCCUGAAGCAGGAGGGCUGUGCCGACCUGCUGGACUUCUGGUUUGCCUGCAGUGGCUUCAGGAAGCUGGAGCCCUGUGACUCAAAUGAGGAGAAGAGGCUGAAGCUGGCAAGAGCUAUCUAUCGAAAGUAUAUCCUUGAUAACAGUGGCAUCGUGUCCCGUCAGACCAAGCCAGCCACCAAGAGCUUCAUAAAGGACUGUAUCGUGAAGCAGCAGAUUGACCCUGCCAUGUUUGACCAGGCCCAGACAGAAAUCCAGGCCACCAUGGAGGAGAACACCUACCCCUCCUUCCUCAAGUCCGAUAUUUAUUUGGAGUAUACAAGGACAGGCUCAGAGAGCCCAAAGGUCUGUAGUGACCAGAGCUCUGGGUCAGGGACAGGGAAGGGCAUAUCUGGAUACCUCCCCACUUUAAACGAGGAUGAGGAAUGGAAAUGUGACCAAGACUUGGAGGAGGACGGUGGAAGAGACCCUAUUCCACCCAACAGGCUCACUCAGAAGCUGCUCCUGGAGACAGCUGCCCCGAGGGCCUCCUCCAGUAGACGGUACAGCGAAGGCAGAGAGUUCAGGUAUGGAUCCUGGAGGGAGCCAGUCAACUCCUGCUACGUCAAUGCCGGCUAUGCCCUGGCCCCAGCCACCAGCGCCAAUGACAGUGAGCAGCAGAGCCUGUCCAGUGACGCGGACACCCUGUCCCUCACAGACAGCAGUGUGGAUGGGAUCCCGCCAUACAGGAUCCGCAAGCAGCACCGCAGGGAGAUGCAGGAAAGUGUGCAGGUCAACGGAAGGGUGCCUCUCCCUCAUAUCCCUCGUACCUACCGAGUGCCAAAGGAGAUCCGUGUGGAGCCGCAAAAGUUUGCUGAGGAGCUCAUCCACCGUUUGGAGGCUGUCCAGCGCACUCGGGAAGCUGAGGAGAAACUGGAGGAGCGGUUGAAGCGCGUGCGAAUGGAGGAGGAAGGUGAUGAUGGCGACCUCUCCUCUGGCCCACUGGGGACAAGUCACAAACUGCCUCCUGUCCCUGCCUGGCACCAUUUCCAACCCCGCUAUGUGGACAUGGGCUGCGCUGGGCUUCGGGAUGCACACGAGGAGAACCCUGAGAGCAUUCUGGACGAGCAUGUGCAGCGGGUCCUCAGGACACCUGGCUGCCAAUCGCCUGGGCCUGGUCACCGCUCCCCUGAUGGUGGGCACAUGGCUAAGAUGGCAACAGUGCUUGUGGGCGGAACCUCUGGGCACAGUAAACAUCUGCCUAAGUCAGCGGCGAAGCUGGACACGGCUGGCCUGCACCACCAUAGGCAUGUGCACCACCACGUCCACCACAGCACAGCCAGGCCCAAGGAACAGGUCGAGGUUGAGGCCACCCGCAGGGUUCAGGGCAGCUUCACAUGGGGCCCAGAGCCACAUAGCCACGGAGCCAAGCCCCGCAGCUACUCAGAGAGUAUGGGUGCUGCCCCAGGCGCCGGUGACAGCCUGGCCCACAGUGCGAAAGCAGGCGUGCCCUCCAAAAGAAAUGCCAAGAAGACUGACUCGGGGAAGGGCGCUAGUGUUGAGGUGCCUGGGCCCUCUGAGGACGCAGAGAAGAACCAGAAGAUCAUGCAGUGGAUCAUCGAGGGCGAGAAGGAGAUCAGCAGACACAGGAAGGCUGGCCACGGGUCUUCUGGGGCAAGGAAGCCACAGGCCCAUGAGAGCUCCAGGCCUGUGUCCCUUGAGCGCCCUGGGGCCGUGCACCCCUGGGUUGGCACUCAGCUCCGGGCCUCUGUGCAGCCCUCCCACCUCUUCAUCCAAGACCCCACAAUGCCACCCCACCCAGCCCCCAACCCACUGACGCAGCUCGAGGAGGCCCGCCGGCGCCUGGAGGAGGAGGAGAAAAGAGCUAGCCGGCCACCUUCCAAGCAGAGGACGAAAUCACAGAGGAAGACAGGCGGCGGGAAUGCCCAGGCUUGCGACAGCAUCGUGGUGGCUUACUACUUCUGUGGGGAGCCCAUCCCCUACCGGACCCUGGUGAGGGGCCGUGCAGUCACCCUGGGCCAAUUCAAGGAACUGCUGACCAAAAAGGGCAGCUACAGAUACUACUUCAAGAAAGUGAGUGACGAGUUUGACUGUGGAGUGGUAUUUGAGGAAGUUCGAGAAGACGAGGCUGUUCUGCCUGUCUUUGAGGAGAAGAUCAUUGGCAAGGUGGAGAAGGUGGACUGACCAGCUCUGUGCCAUAAGAACACACCAUUGCAGCACAUAGCCUGUCAGAACCAGGGGCCACGGCUCGACACCUAUGGCUCAAGCGGCUAAGGCGCCAGCCACAUACACCUGAGCUGGCAGAUUCGAAUCUAGCCCGGGCCCACCAAACAACAAUGACGGCUGCAACCAAAAAAAAAAAAAAAAUAGCCGGGCUUUGUGCCAGGUGUCUGUAGUCCCAGCUACUUGGGAGGCGGAGGCAGGAGAAUCACUUGAGCCCAGGAGUUAGAGGUUGCUGUGAGCUGUGAUGCCAUGGCACUCUACCAUGGAGUGGUAGAGCUUGAGGCUCUGUCUCAAAAAAAAAAAAAAAAAAAAAAAACAGGGGCCAUCCUUACGUGUGCAGCAGAUGCGGGCACAGGGCAGUGCCAGGUGUGCUAUAUCUAUAUCUGGGUGGGCAGGGCCUCUGAGUGUCCUCUACUGAGGACAGCCCCUCAUGCCCCACACCAUGCUCAGAGAGCCUGGCCCUGCUGCUGGCCUCAGGCAGCCCACUGGCGCUCACAUGUGGGUGUCCAUUCUCCCUCUGGGACUUCCCUGUUCUGGUUCAGGCUCAGCCCCAGGCCUGGGUGCAGGGGGCCUACAGGGGUCUCUGUAAAUUGUACAUGUCACCGAGUGCCUUUAACACAGCGUGUCUCUUCCUGCCACUGUGUGAACCCAGCGACAGAGCACCUGUGCUUCAGUCUCCAACUGCACUGCUCAGUGGUCCCGGGUCCCCGCCUUCUGAGGGCCGUGUAAAUAUGUACAUUUCUCAGGCCAGGGCCAGCAGGGGGCUGCCCGAGCCCGUUUUUCAUGCAAUGAUGUGUACAAUUAAUUAUCUUUACAAAGGUACUUGGAUAAUAAUGAAAUAAAACACUUUUGAACCUA
This is a messenger RNA of Nycticebus coucang (slow loris), 4479 nucleotides long. RefSeq names its product axin 1 (gene AXIN1). The record is from RefSeq and is a predicted model, not a curated record. Lineage: Eukaryota; Metazoa; Chordata; Mammalia; Primates; Lorisidae. Bases 1087 to 3582 code for a protein of 831 amino acids. Gene Ontology annotation, biological process: negative regulation of canonical Wnt signaling pathway. The transcript is spliced from 10 exons.